This is a messenger RNA of Phytophthora nicotianae INRA-310, 381 nucleotides long. RefSeq lists its product as hypothetical. The record is from RefSeq and is a predicted model, not a curated record. Lineage: Eukaryota; Oomycota; Peronosporomycetes; Peronosporales; Peronosporaceae. The transcript has 5 exons. The coding region runs from base 1 to 381 and encodes 126 amino acids.
AUGGAGACUGUCAACACCGCAGCAACCGGGGAUCUUAUUCCGGCACUGGCCUCGUUUCUACCAUUUUUCAGUAAAAACCAGUAUCGACUACUCUUGACCGUCCGUAGCCGCCUGUCGCCCAACGAGGAGGACCUCAACGAAGUGGAGUCCGUAUCGAAGAAGGUUCAGUGCGAUGAACUCAACGUGCAGGAUAUCUGUGACCUGCUCGAUGGUCUACUUGAUAUCCAGCCGUCAUUUGCUAAUUACCUGGUCAAUACUAUCAAGCACCUGUCCCGUGGUGGGCGCUCGGCGUGCCAGCCUCUUAAGAUGGCACCCAAGUCUUCUGCCCCGGCACCGGAGCCGACCAAGAUGGACGGUAAAUCGCACGUAACCAAGGUCUGA